AUGGAUUCAGUAGCCUUCAAGAGCUACAUUAAAGCCAACGAGUUAGAAGAGCAAGCUUUUCGCAUCAAGACUCGCAAGCGUCUCAUCAUCAUCACCCUCUCCACCAUCGUUCUAAUCACACUGAUCAUCGUUGCCACUAUCGGAACUAUCACACGUAGCAGCAAAAGUAGCAGCGACAGCCAGAGUAAUUCUGCGUCUCCGACGAACGACGACGUGGCCAAGUCCAUUGAAUCUAUGUGCAAUGUAACCCACUACCCAGACGCCUGCUUUUCAAGCAUGUCUUCUGAUCUCAAGAUCUCGUCCACAAACCAAACCUCGCACAUGAUCAGUACUGAUCCACAAAAGCUCUUCAUGUUGUCCCUCCAAAUUGCACUUAACGAGCUUGUCAAUCUAUCUUCUUCUUUGCCUGAAAUUCUCACUCCCUCCAAUGUGCAUCACGAUGAUGAUCCAGUAUUACUACAGCACGCGUGGCGCGAUUGUCAACAUCUCAUUGAGGCCGCUAUAGAUCACGUUAACAUGUCCAUCAUGUCAAUGAAAUCGUUCACAACGACUAGUAUUAUUGAUAUCAGGACGUGGCUCAGCACGGCCAUUACUGAUCAAGGGAGCUGCUUGGACGGGUUGGAGGAGGUGGGACCGCUGACUAUGAGACUCCAGGAAGAUGUGAGGAUUGCAAUGAAGAACUCUACUGAGUUCACAAGUAACUGCUUGGCAAUCAUUUCUAAUAUACUCACCAUCUUCCCGGAUUUUCAAGUCCCGGUAUCUAGGAAAUUGCUUAAGGCUGAGGUUGGUGGAGAUUACCCCAAUUGGGUUAGUGGGGGAAAAUAUCGGAGACUGCUGCUGGAGGAGGAGGAGGCGGUGAUGGAACCAAAUGUGACGGUGGCCAAGGAUGGGAGUGGGGACUUCCGGAGCAUAAUGGAGGCAGUGAAUGGGGUUCCGAGGAAGAGCGAGUUCAUGUAUUUGAUCUAUGUGAAGGAAGGGGUGUAUGUGGAGAAUGUAGUUGUGGGUAAGGAUAUGUGGAAUGUGAUGGUUUACGGUGACGGAAUGAAUAGGACCAUCGUCUCCGGCAGCUUGAAUCAUGUAGAUGGGGUGCCCACUUUCAACACAGGCACAUUCAUAGCAGAAGGGAGAGGUUUCAUUGCAAAGGGCAUGGGCUUCAUGAACACUGCAGGCCCACAAAAAGAGCAGGCCGUGGCCUUGCGCUCAUCCUCAGACAAGUCAGUCUUCUACAAGUGCUCCUUCAAUGCAUUUCAAGACACCCUCUAUGCCCACUCCAACCGUCAGUUCUACCGGGACUGCUAUAUCACUGGCACCGUUGACUUCAUCUUCGGCAAUGCCGCCGUUGUUAUACAGAAUUGCACAGUCCAACCGCGGCAGCCCAGGCCCAACCAGUUCAACACCAUAACGGCCCAAGGCAAAACCGACUCAAAUCAGAACACCGGCAUCUCAAUUCAACGGUGCAAAAUCACCCCGUUCAACAAUCUAACGGCUCCAACCUACCUUGGCAGGCCCUGGAAGAAUUUCUCAACAGCCAUAUUCAUGCAAUCCAACAUCGGAGGGUUCAUAAGCCCUGCAGGAUGGAUCCAGUGGACUCCAAAUGUUGACCCACCUAAGACAAUAUUCUAUGCAGAGUAUCUGAAUACAGGGCCUGGGUCAGGGUUGGAUCAGCGUGUGGAUUGGGCCGGUUAUAAGCCCAAUAUCACAUUCAAGGAAGCAGCUAAAUUUACUGUGGAGUCUUUUAUUCAGGGAAGUGAAUGGUUGCCUCGUGCCACUGUAACCUAUAAUACAACCUAA
Messenger RNA from Cornus florida, 1791 nucleotides. Its product is annotated as pectinesterase 3-like. Gene Ontology annotation, biological process: cell wall modification. Gene Ontology annotation, molecular function: pectinesterase inhibitor activity; pectinesterase activity. The coding region runs from base 1 to 1791 and encodes 596 amino acids. The transcript is spliced from 2 exons. The record is from RefSeq and is a predicted model, not a curated record. NCBI's taxonomy places the organism in Eukaryota, Viridiplantae, Streptophyta, Magnoliopsida, Cornales, Cornaceae.